CAGACGUUCCAUACUGCUGCCCCGUGCCGAGAUGUUGAGGACCUGACUAACGGGGUUGCCAUGGCGCAGGUCCUUCACCAGAUAGACGUUGCUUGGUUUGAUGCGUCUUGGCUGAAUCGCAUCAAAGAUGAUGUUGGUGACAACUGGAGAAUAAAGUCCAGUAACCUGAAGAAGAUACUGCAGGGGAUUAUGGACUACUAUCAUGAGUUCCUGGGUCAGCAGAUUUCAGAAGAGCUUAUCCCGGACUUGAACCAGAUAUCCGAGAACUCGGAUCCCACCGAGCUGGGCAGGCUGCUGCAGCUUAUUUUAGGUUGUGCAGUCAACUGUGAGAGGAAGCAAGAACACAUACAGAAUAUCAUGACCCUUGAAGAGUCUGUUCAGCACGUUGUCAUGACUGCCAUUCAAGAGCUCAUGAGCAAGGAAAUAAUGGGUCCUUCCACCGGUGAUGCAUCAAGUGAAAUGGAACAGCAGCUUAAAAAAGCUUUGGAAGAUCUUCAGGAAGUGCUGGCAGAAAAGGAGGAGCUGGCACAAAGAUGUCAAGAGCUGGAUUUACAGGUGGCUGCUCUCCAGGACGAGAGAAACAGCUUGAUGUCAGAAAACGAGAUUAUGAAUGACAGGCUGGAGCAAUUAGACGACUCUCUGGAUGACCCAAGUGCUGUGGUUACAAAAAAGUAUUUUCAUGCACAGUUGCAGCUGGAACAACUGCAGGAAGAAAACUUCAGGCUUGAAGCUGCGAAAGAUGACUAUCGGGUCCAUUGUGAAGACCUAGAAAAACAGUUGAUUGAACUGCAGCACAGAAACAACGAACUGACGUCUUUGGCAGAGGAGUCCAGAGCCUUGAAAGAUGAAAAUGAUAUUCUUAGGACUACUGCAGACAAGGCAAGUAAGCUGGAGUCGACGGUUGAGGUGUACCGUAAAAAGCUGCAGGAUCUGAACGACUUCCGCAGACAAGUCAGAUCUCUGCAGGAAACCAACAUGAUGUAUAUGCACAACACGGUCAGUCUGGAGGAGGAGCUGAAGAAAGCCAACGCAGCACGCGCCCAGCUGGAAACCUACAGAAGGCAGGUGCAGGAGCUUCAUAACAAGCUGUCUGAGGAGUCGAAGCGAGCGGAUAAGCUAGCGUUCGAAAUGAAGCGCCUUGAAGAGAAACACGAAGCUUUAAUCAAGGAAAGAGAGCGGCUGCUGGUGCAGUGCGACGCGUUGCGAGAGACAAACGAGGAGCUGCGCUACUCGCAGAUGCAGCAGGACCACCUCAGCCAAGCAGGUGCAGCUCACGUUAAAAGCCACGAGAAUCUUGCUGCUGAGAUUCUGCCAGUGGAGUAUAGAGAAAUGUUCAUCCGGCUGCAGCACGAAAACAAGAUGCUCCUGUUAAAACAGGAGGGAUCAGAAAACGAACGUAUUGCACAGCUCCAGGAACAGCUGGACCAGAAGCAUGGGACAGUGAACGAGCUGGAAACUGAGAAAAGGCUAAAUGAAGAGCGUAUUGGGGAGCUACAGCAGCAGAUUGAAGAUCUGCAGAAGACCCUACAGGAGCAGGGAUCCAGGGCUGAAGGAUCCAGCAACCUGAAGCAGAAGCUGGCAGCACACAUGGAGAAGUUGAAUGAGGUUCACGAUGAGCUGCAGAAGAAGGAGGCUGAUCUCGCAGAGCUCCAGCCCGAUGUUAGUCAGAACCCCCAGAAGAUUGGAGAGCUGGAAGCAGCUUUGCGGAAAAAGGAUGAGGAUAUGAAAGCGAUGGAAGAAAGAUAUAAAAUGUACCUUGAGAAAGCAAGAAACGUGAUAAAAACCUUAGACCCCAAGCUAAAUCCAGCGUCAGCAGAAAUUAUGCUGCUCAGAAAACAGAUAACGGAGAAAGACAAAAGAAUUGAAGCACUAGAGGCCGAGUGCAAGAUUGCGAAGUUACGUGACUAUGAGGAGAAGCUGGUUGUGACGGCGUGGUAUAACAAGAGCCUGACUCUUCAGAAGCUGGGAAUGGAAGCGAGGCUGGUUGGCAGUAGCGGGGCCUGCAGAGAGGGUCCCGGGCGCUCGUUCCUGGCUCAGCAGCGUCACGUCACCUCCACCAGAAGGAACCUCACUGUUAAAGUACCGGGUGCGACAGCGGAUUAA
Messenger RNA from Eurypyga helias (sunbittern), 2103 nucleotides. RefSeq names its product hook microtubule-tethering protein 1 (gene HOOK1). The record is from RefSeq and is a predicted model, not a curated record. Lineage: Eukaryota; Metazoa; Chordata; Aves; Eurypygiformes; Eurypygidae. Gene Ontology annotation, molecular function: microtubule binding; dynein light intermediate chain binding. Gene Ontology annotation, biological process: cytoplasmic microtubule organization; cytoskeleton-dependent intracellular transport. Gene Ontology annotation, cellular component: cytoplasm; centrosome. Bases 61 to 2103 code for a protein of 680 amino acids. The transcript has 21 exons.